AGGUUCAACAUGGUGCCAGGAAAUAAUUUGGUUGAUAGGAAAUGAUUUAGAUUUCGAAAAAGCUCAGUCUACAUUGCAACAGAUCAGAGCUCCUCUAAUUGAAAUGUCUGUCGUGCUGUAUGAGUAUACGGAACAAUUUAAAAGUUUGUUUACGAAUUCAGUGGAGUAUGUCAAAUCUCUGCCUUCUCCAAGAUUCAUAAAAACUCAUCUUCCGUAUCAACUGUUACCGACUGAAAUAGACAAGGUCAAGCCCAAGAUCAUUUAUACAAUGCGAAACCCAAAAGACCUCUGCGUGUCAUACUACUACCACUGUAAACUCUUACAUAAUUUCAACGUUGAAUUUGAAACAUUUUGUGAACUUUUCUUGAAUGAUGCUGUGGCAUAUGGGGGAGUUUUUAAUCAUUAUUUAGAUUUCUGGAAGAGGAGAAAUGAUGAAAAUGUAUUGAUUUUAACAUAUGAAGAGAUGAAAAUGGAUCUGAAGAAUACCGUGAUAAAAAUUGCAGAGUUCAUGGAGAAGUCGCUUGCUGAUAAAGAUAUCAACAGUAUUGUUGAUUUUGUUAGUUUUGGAAAGAUGAGGAAAAAUAAAGCUUGUAAUUGUGAAAGCCUGGUAGAUAAUGUGAAGGGUGCAGACUUCUUCGAGAAGAAAGGGUUUCAUUUUAUAAGGAAUGGGGAAAUUGCAGAUUGGAAGAACCAUAUGACUGAUGAAAUGUCUACCAGAUUCGACAAAUGGAUUGAACGGAAUACGAAGGGGACUAAUCUCCAUUUUUAGUGAUGAAUUUAAUAAUUUCUGUCAUUGAAUCUUACCAUAUUGUUACAAUUGAAUCAUUGUAUUUCAUCAGCGAUAACUCCAAUUGGAUUAAUUUUUA
This is a messenger RNA of Phaedon cochleariae (mustard beetle), 866 nucleotides long. The record is from the annotation of a GenBank genome assembly. Lineage: Eukaryota; Metazoa; Arthropoda; Insecta; Coleoptera; Chrysomelidae.